Molecule: messenger RNA, 1432 nt
Organism: Arvicanthis niloticus (Nile rat)
Lineage: Eukaryota; Metazoa; Chordata; Mammalia; Rodentia; Muridae
Source: RefSeq, a predicted model, not a curated record
UUCCUUUGGGCGGUAGAAAACCCGCAGACAGCCACAAUGAUGCCCCUCAACGUGAGCUUCGCCAGCAGGAACUAUGACCUCGACUACGACUCAGUGCAGCCCUAUUUCAUCUGGGACGAGGAAGAGAAUCUCUAUCACCAGCAACAGCAGUGCGAGCUGCAGCCGCCCGUGCCCAGUGAGGAUAUCUGGAAGAAAUUCGAGCUGCUGCCCACCCCGCCCCUGUCCGCCAGCCGCCGCUCCGGGCUCUGCUCUCCAUCCUAUGUUGCAGUCGCUACGUCCUUCUCCCCAAAGGAAGACACCGCCGAUCAGUUGGAGACCGAGCUGCUUGGAGAAGACAGGGUGAACCGGAGCUUCAUCUGCGAUCCUGACGACGAGACCUUCAUCAAGAACAUCAUCAUCCAGGACUGUAUGUGGAGCGGUUUCUCUGCCGCUGCCAAGCUGGUCUCGGAGAAGCUGGCCUCCUACCAGGCUUCGCGCAAAGACAGCGCCAGCCUGAGCCCCGUCCGCGGGCACAGCGUUUGCUCCACCUCCAGCCUGUACCUGCAGGACCUCGCCGCCGCCACGUCUGAGUGCAUUGACCCCUCGGUGGUCUUUCCCUACCCGCUCAACGACAGCAGCUCACCCAAAUCCUGUACCUCAACCGAUUCCACCGCCUUCUCUCCUUCCUCGGACUCGCUGCUGUCCUCCGAGUCCUCCCCACGGGCCAGCCCUGAGCCCCUAGUGCUGCAUGAGGAGACACCGCCCACCACCAACAUCGACUCUGAAGAAGAACAAGAAGAUGAGGAAGAAAUUGAUGUGAUGUCUGUGGAAAAGAGGCAAACCCCUGCCAAGAGGUCCGAGUCAGGGUCAUCCCCAUCAAGAGGCUAUAGCAAACCUCCACACAGCCCACUGGUCCUCAAGAGGUGCCAUGUCUCCACUCACCAGCACAAUUAUGCAGCGCCCCCCUCCACGAGGAAGGACUAUCCAGCUGCCAAGAAGGCCAAAUUGGACAGUGGCAGGGUCCUGAAACAGAUCAGCAACAACCGCAAAUGCUCCAGCCCCAGGUCCUCAGACGCGGAGGAAUACGACAAGAGGCACAAGAGGCGGACACACAACGUCUUGGAACGUCAGAGGAGGAAUGUGCUGAAGCGCAGCUUUUUUGCCCUGCGUGACCAGAUCCCUGAGUUGGAAAACAACGAAAAGGCCUCCAAGGUAGUUAUCCUCAAAAAAGCCACCGCCUACAUCCUGUCCAUUCAAGCAGAUGAACACAAGCUCAGCUCAGAAAAGGAUUUACUGAGGAAACGGCGAGAACAGUUGAAACACAAACUCGAACAGCUUCGAAACUCUGGUGCAUAAACUGACCUAAAGCGAGGAGGAGCUGGAAUCUCUCAUGAGAGUAAGGAGAACGGUUCCUUCUGACAGAACUGAUGCGCUGGACUUCAAAUGCAUGCUC